AUGGAAUCUAAGAAUCCAUACGUCUUCCCUCUGAAACCAGAACAGUAUGCUCCAGACCCGGUGCCUUCGCUGGCUGAAUGGAAACAAUUGUGGAGCGUCUGGGAUCUCGUCACGACCAAUAUGAUGCUGCCGGAUGCGUUGAUGGAACAACCAAUUCCUCUGCGGAACCCGUUGCUGUUCUAUCUUGGCCAUAUUCCAACCUUUGAGGACAUUCAUCUUGCGCGAGCAACGAACAGCAAGCCUACUGAGCCAGCAUAUUAUCAUCGGAUUUUUGAGCGCGGCAUAGAUCCUGACGUUGAUGACCCUUCUAAAUGCCAUGACCAUAGCGAACUUCCAGACGUCUUCCCAUGCCUUGGGGACAUUCUACUAUAUCGAGAGCGCGUGAAAGAGCGAAUCACAUCGCUUUAUCAAACUGAAAGACCCUACAUAGAUCGUGGUCUUGGACGAGCGCUCUGGAUAGGUUUCGAACAUGAGGGUCUCCAUGCUGAAACGUUCCUGUUCAUGACUAUUCAAAGUCCCAACAUCCUUCCCCCUCCUGAUCUGCCCAGGCCAGACUUCGCAAGGCUCGCAAAAGAAGCUGCUUCACAACGCCUUCAGAAUCCAUGGAUCAAGGUGCCCCGGCAGACUUUGACCAUUGGGUACCAUGAUCCUGAGAGGGAUGAAGGGCCAAACAGAUUCUUUGCGUGGGACAAUGAGCGCGAGCCGUACGAUAUCACUGUUCCACAAAUCGAGGCACAAGGUCGACCGGUCAGUAACGGCGAGUAUGCUAAGUACCUUGUAAACGUGAAGAAGCUUCAGAUCCCCGCAACUUGGAGCAAGACGCGCGAUGCCCGAAGUGAUGAAGAUUACACCACGUUCGUCGCUCGUCACAGUAUCAAGACUGUCUGGGGACCUGUACCCUUGUCGCAGGCACUUGAUUGGCCUGUGAUGGCCUCUUUCGACGAGGUAGAGAGAUACUCUCAAUGGGCUGGUGCUCGCUUACCAACGCUCCACGAAUUACGGAGCAUCCACGAGUAUGUUGAGCGUCGUCGUGAAGCUCCGGGCAGCAAAGUGAACCAUCAAUUCCAUACCAAUCCAAAGGCCAUAUUUGUUGACUUAUCGGAGACCAAUUCUGGGUUUCAGAAUUUUCAUCCAAUGGGCAUCACUCACAGGGGUGAUCUUUGCGGACUGGGCGAUACUGGAGGUGCGGCUGAGUGGACGGGAACUUUAUUCGCGCCGCAACCGGGAUUCAAGGCAAUGGAUAUUUAUCCCGGAUAUAGUGCCGACUUCAUGGAUGAGAAGCAUCUGGCCGUGGUUGGAGGAAGCUGGGCCCUGCAUCCUCGCAUUGCAGGCCGAAAGAGCUUCCUCAACUGGUGGCAGAAGAAAUAUCUCUGGCCAUGGGUAACGUUCCGUCUUGUACGAGACGUCGAGGAUAGUGCACACGGCUAA
Molecule: messenger RNA, 1428 nt
Organism: Fusarium proliferatum ET1
Lineage: Eukaryota; Fungi; Ascomycota; Sordariomycetes; Hypocreales; Nectriaceae
Exons: 5
Coding region: 1-1428 (475 amino acids)
Source: RefSeq, a predicted model, not a curated record